This is a messenger RNA of Panicum virgatum (switchgrass), 888 nucleotides long. RefSeq names its product disease resistance protein Pik-2-like. The record is from RefSeq and is a predicted model, not a curated record. NCBI's taxonomy places the organism in Eukaryota, Viridiplantae, Streptophyta, Magnoliopsida, Poales, Poaceae. The transcript has a single exon. Bases 40 to 888 code for a protein of 282 amino acids.
UGUGGGGUUGUUAUUCUUUAGCUUGCAGAUGCGGUAACCAUGCUGUCCCUGUCCAUGCAUCACCACCAGUUGAAUCGUGCUUCUCUCCACCUGUCAGCAUCCUCGGUUUCUGUUUCAUUUUUCUUUCAUUCCAACUUGUUCUUGGAUCCAAUUAUCCAAAUCUACUCCCAAAUUUCUAGAUCCGCUGGUAAUGUGAGUCAGAGGAGGAGAGGGGAGGAUCAAUCGCUUGAAAAGGAGGAAGAUCGGAAGAUGGGAGGAGUUGGGGAAAAUAUCAUGGUGAGCGCCUUGACGGGGGUGAUGAGCCCCGUCCUCGGCAAGCUCACUAAGCUUAUAGAGAAGAAGCACACCGAGCUCAAGAAGCUGAGGAAGAAGCUGGAGCAGCUCAGGGAGGAGCUGAUGGCCAUCAACCUCGCGCUGGAGAAGUACGCUGCUGUCGAGAGCCCGGGUGUGCAGGCGAAGGCUUGGAUGGCGGAGAUGCGCGAGCUGGCUUACGACAUGGAAGACAGCAUCGAUCUGUUCAGUCACCACGUCGGCUAUGAACCGGCUGACACCACCAGAGUCAAGAGCUUCUUCCACAAGAAGAUCCGGAAGCUCAAGAAACUACACUACCGCUACAGGUUUGCUGAGGAGAUCAAAGAACUCCUUGCUAACGUCAAAGUAGCAGAGGAGCGUAGAAAGAGAUACAAGAUCGCCGAGGGCAGUUCUAGCAUCUCGCACACGGAGAUCGACCCUCGGUUACAGGCACUCUAUGUGGAGGUGGAAAAACUCGUGGGAAUCGAAAAACCAAGCCAAGAGAUUAUUGUUCGGCUUGUCGACGGGAACCCAGAGGAGCGACGGAGGGUAAUCUCAAUCGUUGGACGUAUAGUUGGCCAGAUGGGCCUGGCCUGA